AUGGUUCGAAUGAGCGUAUUGGCAGAUUGCUUAAAAACAAUUAACAAUGCAGAGAAAAGAGGUAGGCGACAGGUCUUGAUUCGACCUUCAUCCAAAGUGGUAAUUAAGUUCUUACAGUACAUGCAGAAGAAGGGAUACAUAGGAAAUUUUGAAAUAGUAGAUGAUCACAGAUCCGGAAAAAUUGUCGUGAAUUUGUUAGGAAGAAUAAACAAAUGUGCAGUCAUAUCCCCAAGGUACGACGUGAAACUGGAAGAAAUUGAAAAAAUUAUUACAAACAUCCUUCCCAGUAGACUUUUUGGUCAUUUGAUUUUAACCACACCUUACGGAAUUAUGGAUCACGAAGAGGCAAGAAGAAAACACACUGGAGGUAAGGUUCUCGGAUUUUUCUUUUAA
This is a messenger RNA of Plasmodium gonderi, 393 nucleotides long. Its product is annotated as 40S ribosomal protein S15Aa. The coding region runs from base 1 to 393 and encodes 130 amino acids. Gene Ontology annotation, biological process: translation. NCBI's taxonomy places the organism in Eukaryota, Apicomplexa, Aconoidasida, Haemosporida, Plasmodiidae. Gene Ontology annotation, cellular component: cytosolic small ribosomal subunit; ribosome. The transcript has 2 exons. The record is from RefSeq and is a predicted model, not a curated record. Gene Ontology annotation, molecular function: structural constituent of ribosome.